AUGACGUCCAAGAUUCCGGGUAUGCAGCAUCUGCAAUCGUUUACACAACGAAAGGAAAAAGAGUGCCGAAAACCCGAAGAAGGACUCAAGAACGAUUUGAUCAUCCGUGCUGCUCGUGGCUACCAGACUGAACGAGCUCCGUGCUGGAUCAUGCGCCAGGCUGGUCGAUAUCUUCCAGAGUUCCGCAAGAUCAGAGAGGACCACGACUUUUUCGAAUGCUGCCGCAACCCGGAGCUAGCCUCCGAGAUCACGGUGCAGCCCAUCCGUCGCUACUCGGGUCUGCUGGAUGCUGCCAUCAUCUUUUCGGACAUCCUGGUGGUGCCACAAGCGAUGGGAAUGGAGGUGGAGAUGCUUCCUGCCAAGGGACCUCACUUUCCCGAUCCGCUGGUGACGCCCAAGGACGUAACAACCAAACUCAAGAAGAAGGUCGACGUCGACAAGGAGCUUGGCUACGUCUACGAAGCUAUUGCUAUGACACGCACCAAGUUGGACGGCGAGGUGCCUCUGAUUGGAUUCUGCGGCGCACCGUGGACGCUGAUGGCGUAUAUGGUUGAGGGUGGAGGAAGCAAGACGUUCGAGAAGGCCAAGGCGUGGCUUUUCAAGUAUCCCGAAGAGUCCAAGGAGCUUCUGCAGAGGAUUGCCGACGUCUGCACCGACUUCCUGGUUGGGCAGGUCAAGGCGGGUGCGCAGCUGCUGCAGGUAUUUGACUCGUGGGCUGGUGAGCUGUCUCCGUCGGAUUUCCGCCAAUUCUCGCUUCCGUUCCUGCGAUCGAUUGCAGCUUCGGUGCGGGACAUUCUGUCGACCAAGUCAAUCCCGUGCCCUCCUUUGAUCGUGUUUGCCAAGGGUGCUCUGGGACACUCGCUACCAGAGGUGGUCAAGGCAGGCUACGACGUGGUGGGACUGGAUUGGACGGUAGAGCCAUGUGUGGCGCGCAAGGUGGUUGACCUGGCAUCGCCGGGUAAGCCGAGCUACCAGGAUGCGAGUGGACAGAACGAGGCUGGACACCGUUUGGCGCUGCAGGGCAACAUGGACCCAGCGGUGCUAUACGCUGGAAAGGAGGCGAUCGAGGCCAAGGUGGAGGAGAUGCUGCGAUCCAAGAAGGGCGGCUUUGGUGGUGGAGGAGCGUACAUUGCUAAUCUGGGCCAUGGCAUUACGCCGGGCGUGGACCCAGAAGCGGUCCGGAUCUAUCUCAAGGCAGUUCACAGGAUCAGCCGAGAAGUCAACAGCGCUCUGGAUGAGGAGUAG
Mycosarcoma maydis (corn smut) is the source of this 1245-nucleotide messenger RNA. Its product is annotated as putative uroporphyrinogen decarboxylase HEM12. NCBI's taxonomy places the organism in Eukaryota, Fungi, Basidiomycota, Ustilaginomycetes, Ustilaginales. The record is from RefSeq and is a predicted model, not a curated record. Gene Ontology annotation, cellular component: cytosol. Gene Ontology annotation, molecular function: uroporphyrinogen decarboxylase activity. The transcript is spliced from 2 exons. Bases 1 to 1245 code for a protein of 414 amino acids. Gene Ontology annotation, biological process: heme biosynthetic process.